Messenger RNA from Aspergillus heteromorphus CBS 117.55, 4542 nucleotides. RefSeq names its product phospholipid-translocating P-type ATPase domain-containing protein. The record is from RefSeq and is a predicted model, not a curated record. The coding region runs from base 1 to 4542 and encodes 1513 amino acids. The transcript has 4 exons. Gene Ontology annotation, molecular function: magnesium ion binding; ATP hydrolysis activity; ATPase-coupled intramembrane lipid carrier activity. Lineage: Eukaryota; Fungi; Ascomycota; Eurotiomycetes; Eurotiales; Aspergillaceae. Gene Ontology annotation, biological process: phospholipid translocation. Gene Ontology annotation, cellular component: plasma membrane.
AUGGCUUCGAUCGACUUGGGCGCAGAGUUCAAUGAGUCUGGACCCGAGGUUCGGGAAGUCAGCAGCAACGUCUCGAAGCCGACGAAGCGUCAACGAUGGGCAACCCAACGGAAAGCCGGCCCAGGCGGCAUGCGAAAGCGUGUCUCCAUCAUGGAUCGCUUGCAUAAAAACUCAGAUGGGAAAGAGGAGAAGAAAUUGGCUGCGACGACCUCCCCCACGUCGAUUGAAUCCCCUCCUACAGAGCAAUCAACCACGGAAACCCCUCCGGGGUCGAACAGUCGAAGAGUCUACUUCAAUAUCCCGAUCCCAGAAAGCGAACGAGACGAAGAUGGCCAUCUAAAAGCAGCAUACCCAAGGAACAAGAUUCGAACAGCAAAAUACACAGCGUUGUCUUUCAUCCCCAAAAACAUUUGGUUUCAAUUCCAGAACAUUGCGAAUAUCUAUUUCCUCUUCAUCAUCAUCCUCAGUUUUUUCUCGAUCUUCGGUGUCGAUAGCCCUGCCCUUAAUACCGUUCCCUUAGUCGUCAUCGUUGUACUCACCUCCAUCAAAGAUGCCAUCGAAGACUUCCGACGCACAGUCCUCGACAAUGAGCUUAACAAUUCGCCGGUAUAUCGAUUGGUUGAUUGGAGCAACGUGAAUUCGACCGAGGACCAUGUCUCUAUGUGGCGUCGUAUCAAAAAAGCGUCCACCCGGGCGACCGUUUACACAUACCGGGCCUUGAAGGGCCUUUUCCAGAAUAAAAGUGCAUCCCAACAACAAAUGAAAGACAACCGACGACUGACCUUUAUGACGACGGUGUCCCCGCGCGGAUCGAUGUCCUCCGAACGCGACGAAGAAGACGCUAUCCAGAUGACUCCUGUUUCAUCACCGACACCAGAGGCGCGCCCGGACUGGCCACUCCCAACCGCAGAUGAUAGCCAAUUCUUGCAUCCGGGCAAGUCUGCCCAGGAUAGCAUAGCUACACCAGCUGGCUCCGCUAACCCCCCACGGAAAGGCGGCAGCGUGGUGGACAUGUCAAAACAAACGCUCGGCAAAGCUAGGUUCAAGCGCGACUUCUGGAAGAACAUUCAGGUCGGAGACUUUGUUCGAUUAUACAAUGGAGAUCAGGUCCCAGCCGAUGUCAUAUUAUUGUCGACUUCCGACCAGGAUGGCGCGUGUUACGUCGAAACGAAGAGUUUGGACGGAGAAACAAACCUGAAAGUCCGACAGGCUCUCAACUGUGGUCGUCAGGCCAGGCAUGCCAGGGAUUGUGAGAAAGCAGAAUUCGUGAUCGAUAGUGAGGCCCCGCAUGCCAAUCUGUAUGCCUACAACGGAGCCCUGCGUUGGGACCAGCGAGACCCGGAUUACCCAGAUGCCCCUCGUAGGGAAAUGGUCGAACCGAUCACAAUCAACAAUAUGCUCCUGCGUGGAUGCUUUCUCCGCAAUACCGAAUGGGCGUUGGCUGUUGUUGUCUUCACUGGAGAGGACACCAAAGUGAUGCUGAACUCGGGCGAGACUCCCUCAAAAAAGCCAAGGCUCGCCAAGGAUUUGAAUUGGAACGUCAUCUACAACUUCAUCCUUCUAUUCAUCAUGUGUCUUAUCUGUGGUAUUGGUAACGGGAUUAUUUGGGGCUCACCUAACGCGUCCUUGGACUACUUUGACUAUGGGUCCUACGGAAGUACUCCUGCAGUCACCGGUCUUAUCACGUUUUGGGUUGCCGUCAUUCUAUUCCAAAACUUGGUCCCCAUUUCGCUCUACAUCUCCCUCGAGAUUGUUCGCACGAUCCAAGCUGUGUUUAUCCACAGUGAUGUGUUCAUGUAUUACGACAAGCUGGGGAUGUCAUGCAUACCGAAGUCAUGGAAUAUUUCCGAUGAUGUCGGUCAAAUCGAAUACAUCUUUUCGGACAAAACCGGCACGCUAACCCAAAACGUCAUGGAUUUCAAAAAGUGUACCAUUAACGGAGUCUCAUACGGCGAGGCGUUCACAGAAGCCCAGAUUGGCAUUGUCCGGCGAGAAGGAGGCGACGCUGAUGCCGAAGCCGCCAGGGCCCGGGAAAAGCUUGCGGCAGAUACCGCCGAGAUGGUCGACCUGCUUCGCGAAAUGUAUGACAAUCCCUACCUACGCGAGGAUGCCUUGACCUUUGUGGCGCCAAAAUUCGUUGCAGAUUUGGGCGGCCGAUCCGGAGAAAAACAACGAAAGAUCACAGAACAGUUCAUGGUCGCUCUUGCGGUAUGUCAUACGGUUAUCACUGAGCAUACGCCCGGUGAUCCUCCGCAAAUUGAAUUCCAGGCACAGUCGCCCGAUGAGGCUGCUCUAGUAAGUACGGCCAAAGACUGUGGUUUCACUCUUCUGGGGCGAUCGAACGAUGACCUCAUUGUGAACGUCUUGGGUGAAGAGAGGACGUACACGGUUCUUAAUACCUUGGAAUUCAAUUCAACAAGAAAGCGAAUGAGUGCAAUCAUCCGCAUGCCUGAUGGCAGUAUCCGGCUCUUUUGCAAGGGUGCUGAUAGUAUUAUCUAUUCGCGCCUGGCCCCAGGCAAGCAGCAAGAGCUUCGCAAGAAAACGGCCGAACACUUGGAGAUCUAUGCCAAUGAAGGUCUGCGGACAUUGUGCAUCGCAGAACGAGAGCUUAGUGAAGAGGAGUAUCGCGCCUGGAGCAAGGAACAUGAUCUGGCAGCAGCAGCACUUACAGAACGUGAAGAGAAGCUCGAGCAAGUGGCGAGUGAUAUAGAGCAGGAUCUUAUGCUGAUCGGUGGUACGGCAAUUGAGGACAGACUGCAAGAUGGUGUCCCGGAUACAAUUUCUUUGCUAGCAGAUGCAGGCAUCAAGCUAUGGGUUCUCACUGGUGACAAAGUUGAGACUGCCAUCAACAUCGGUUUCUCAUGCAAUCUCCUGGAUAAUGAAAUGGAGCUGAUCGUCUUCAACAUACCUACUGAUCAGGCACAACGCGCAUCGCAGGAGCUUGAUAAUCAGCUUCGUCGCUUUGGACUUACCGGGUCAGAUGAAGAGCUCCUUGCUGCUCGUCAAGAUCAUUCACCGCCAGCACCAACACAUGCCGUUGUCAUUGAUGGCGAGACUCUUAAGUUGAUGCUUGGAGAUGAUUUGAAGCAGAGGUUCCUUCUUUUGUGCAAACAGUGCAAGUCUGUUCUGUGCUGUCGAGUCAGCCCCGCGCAAAAAGCAGCCGUCGUGCGAAUGGUGAAGAACGGUCUUAAUAUCAUGGCCCUUUCUAUCGGUGACGGUGCCAAUGAUGUUGCCAUGAUCCAGGAGGCUGAUGUUGGUGUUGGUAUCCUUGGUGAAGAAGGUGGGCAAGCAGCUAUGUCUUCUGACUAUGCCAUCGGGCAAUUCCGAUUUUUGCAGCGACUUGUUCUUGUUCAUGGAAGGUAUUCCUACCGGCGUAUGGCCGAAAUGACUGCAAACUUCUUCUAUAAGAAUUUGGUGUGGACGCUUGCUCUCUUUUGGUACUCAUUCUACAAUGGAUUCGAUGGCUCUUACCUUUUCGACUAUACCUACAUUGUUUUGGUCAACGUUGCAUUCACAUCGUUGCCCGUUAUCCUGAUGGGUAUUUUCGAUCAGGAUGUCGAGGACAAGGUCGCAUUAGCCGUGCCCCAGCUGUAUAUGAGAGGAAUCGAGCAGAAGGAAUGGUCACAACUCAAGUUCUGGCUAUACAUGCUCGAUGGCUUUUACCAGUCGGUCAUUUGCUUCUUCAUGCCGUACCUUUUGUACAGUCCGGCAACGUUCGUGCACUCGAGUGGGUUGAACAUCAAUGACCGAACCCGAAUGGGCGUCCUCGUUGGCUGUAGCGCAGUUCUUGCGAGCAACACCUACAUUCUGAUCAAUUGCUUUCGUUGGGACUGGUUGACCGUCCUAAUUAAUGUCGUCAGCUCCCUUCUUAUCUUCCUUUGGACCGGCAUCUACUCUUCAAUUCAAGCUUCAACCACCUUCUACAAUGCCGGUGCUCAAGUUUUUAGUGCUCUGGCCUUUUGGGUGGUUCUAUUGAUGACAGUCACGAUAUGCCUUCUUCCGAGGUUUACAGUCAAGGCGUUCCAAAAGGUUUUCUUUCCUCUUGAUGUGGAUAUCAUUCGCGAGCAGGUCUCGAAAGGCGACUUCAAAUACCUUGAGCAGUAUGAAGGGUCCGUUCCGCCGAAGGCAGCCGCAAAAGCGGCAUCUCAAGCCUUCAGUGACGAAUCGUCGACUUCUUCAGACUUUGUGAAGCCUAUCCAGCCCACAAUGAAGCGUGAUCCAUUCUCAGACGAACAGCGGGUGUACUCUCCUUCGUUUGCUCCGACAAUACAUACCCACCGACCGCGGAGCAAAAAUGGAAGUAACGGAACAACUUACGCGUCUAGCCUCGACACGACACGACUUCCUCAUCCGCAGCCAGUGGAUUAUGUCCAAUCGAACGAGCAAACGCGGCACUCGUUUGAAAUAGUGCAACCCAAUUUCAUGGCGGCCCAGGAGUUUGCCUCAACCGACAUGCUGACCAGAGAGUCCUCAUUCGCCGGUGUCCAGGAACCGCACAGUCCUCUGAAGAGCCCUCACGACCCUCCAUUCCAUGCCAUAUAA